This is a messenger RNA of Trematosphaeria pertusa, 1189 nucleotides long. Its product is annotated as FAD/NAD(P)-binding domain-containing protein. The coding region runs from base 92 to 1189 and encodes 365 amino acids. Lineage: Eukaryota; Fungi; Ascomycota; Dothideomycetes; Pleosporales; Trematosphaeriaceae. The record is from RefSeq and is a predicted model, not a curated record. The transcript is spliced from 7 exons. Gene Ontology annotation, molecular function: FAD binding.
AUCGGCUCAUCCUGCCCCUCCAUUGCGUUGUUUUUAACUAUAAACGCCUAACAGCUGCUCGGUCCGCCACCAGCAGACGCCACGACUCGCAAUGGCGCAGAAAGGGAACAUACACACCCUCAUCGUAGGAGCCGGCACGUCAGGGCUGCUCAUUGCCCAGGGUCUAAAAAAGGUCGCAAUCUUCGAAGCGGAAACUAGCACUGCGUACCAGACGCGCCCGCGCGACUUGACGCCGGAUGCUACGACGGGCCUACCGGUCUACAACGGCAAGACUGGCGAGCUGGUUGUGGAGAUGGAGGCCGAGAAUCCGUGUCGCGUUUCGAGGAAGAAGCUGCGGAUUCUGUUUAUGGAGGGGAUCGAUGUGCGGUACGGGAAGGAGGCGGACGGCGUCGCGUUAGUAGAGGAGGGCGAUGAGGAAGGCAAGGUCAAGCUGUGCUUCAAAGACGGGACGAGUGCGGUGGGCGAUGUCGUUGUUGGGGCUGAUGGCGCGCGGAGCAGGGUUAGGGAAUGCGUCGUUGGCGAGGAAGCAGCGCGGCUGACGGAAAAUCCCUUGUGUAUCACGAGCAUCCAUCCCGACCACGGGACCGUGUUCUGGAUUUCGAUCCAAGACGUGCCGGACCCGUCCGACCCCUCGACCUGGACCUUCCAGCUCCUCAUGUCCUGGCUCAACAACCCGCUCCCGGCGUCCGCCAACAAUCACCAAGGCAGAAUGGCGUUCUUCAAGACGCGCGCGGAGGAGUGGGCCGAGCCGUGGCGGAGCGCAGGACGCUGGGUCAAACGCGACACCCGGAUCCCGCUGGACGCAGGGAGGUACUGGGAAAGGGCGCGGAAGUGGGACAACAGAGCGGGACGCAUGACGCUUUGCAGCGAUGCGGCGCAUCCUAUGACGCCCCAUCGCGGCCAGGGGCUCAACAAUGCGCUGCAGGAUUCGUCGCACUUCGUCGCUGCGAUGGUAGCGGCUGCCAGUGGCGGGAAGAGCCUGGCUGAGGCGGUCGACGCGUAUGAUGCGGAGGUGCUGGAACGAGGCACGCUGGAGAUGUGGAUUAGCCUCAAGCAGACGAUGUUCAUUCACAACUGGGAGACGUUGAUGGCGAGUCCCAUGGUGAAGAUGGGGAUGCAUCAGGCGAGGAAAGAGGAGGGAGGGGGAAGCUGCGUAGAUUACCGGGGAGGGAGGGAGGGCGGGAUAUGA